GGCGGAGGCGCCGGCGGGGGACUGGAGGCCCUCCUUGGGCUCGGGGGAAGGAGCUGGCUCGGGGGGCUCCAGUUAAUCGCCAGGAUAAAGGUCAGCAGCGCCUCCAGAGUGUUUGCGUUCCUGGCACACGGAAGUCCCAGCUGCAGGGCCCCUCGGGGAGUCCAGGUGGGAGCGGGUCCAGCUCGGCUUGCUCUCUGACCGCCUUCUUCCCGGAGGCCACCGCGGGGCACAAAUGGAGACUGUUGUGAUCGUGGCCAUUGGGGUGCUGGCAACCAUCUUCCUGGCAUCGUUUGCGGCCUUGGUCGUGGUGUGCAGGCAACGGUACUGCCGUCCCAAGGACUUCUUGAAUCACUAUGAUACCAAGCCCAUCGUGGACCUCAUGGGCACCAUGGAGACCCAGUCGGAACCUUCGGAACUCGAGCUGGACAACGUGGUGAUAACAAACCCGCAUAUUGAAGCCAUCCUGGAGAAUGAAGACUGGAUUGAAGACGCCUCGGGCCUGGUUUCCCACUGCAUUGCCAUUCUGAAGAUCUGCCACACCCUGACGGAAAAGCUUGUCGCCAUGACGAUGGGUUCGGGGGCCCGGAUGAAGUCUCCGACCAGCCUGAGUGACAUCAUUGUGGUGGCCAAGAGGAUCAGCCCCAGGGUAGAUGAUGUUGUCAGAUCCAUGUACCCGCCGCUGGACCCGAAGCUUUUGGAUGCCAGGACGACGGCCCUGCUGCUCUCCGUCAGCCACCUGGUCUUGAUUACCCGCAACGCCUGCCACUCGCCCGGCGGCAUGGACUGGAUCGACCAAUCGCUGUCUGCAGCUGAGGAGCACAUGGGUGUGCUGCGCGAGGCAGCCCUGGCCUCUGAACCGGAGCGCGUUGCCCCUGGGGCCGAGGGCUUUCUUCAGGAGCAGUCUGCCAUCUAACAGGCCCAGCGGAGGCCCUGAGGCCCUCUCCUCCCCUCCCCAUCUCUUCCCUACCCCCUCCCAGCACUGCUGUCAGGAGGAAGGACCGUGGCCAGCCUACUGCGUAGAAUAGCUUUGCUUAUCGGGGGGCACAUCCAAGAGCUGCGGAACAGAAUCUCUGCUUGGCUGCUACUUCGUUCUAACUCUCCUUUGGGUGGAACAGCAGCGGCCCUUAAGACAGCGGGUGUGGUUCUGGGGAUCAUUUCUCUGCCAUUAGAGGAGGAAUUUAGUUGUGCUGACAACUCUGGAAGUAAGGCCAGAGGGGUGGGAAUGAAUGCUGAGAAUCUUAAUGCUGGGUCCAAACGGCUCCUUUAGACAGCACACGGGGACUCAGGCCACGGGGCUGUCUUGCUUUUCCCUCCCUGCAUUGUUAUGCUCUUGAAAGACCCCACUGUGCCCAAAGUGGAAACUGUACAGAGUUCAAAACUUGAAGGUUAUCUUCAGUACCAGGGCACAGUACCAAUUUUGACCUGAAAUACUUCAGUUUCUUCAAUACCUAAGUGGGGGCAAGCUGACUUUGUACCAAUCUUUAGAGGGGUUUUGUUUUUGCCGGCAUUUCCCCCUCCUUUUGGAGCAUCAUUUAUGUAACUUUCUUGACAAGGGCUCAAGAGUGGGCAGUCUUUUAAGGUCGCCUCCCCCCCCCCCCGGCAUUGUCGCUUACUGUUCAUAGGUUACAGCGAACACGUGUACAUCUGUUUUUAAGAAAAAAACAACACACAUUCACUUUACAAAUGAAACCGGGGAUCAAAACCUGGCUAAGUGUGGGGUCAAAACCGUACAUUCAGCUGGGUACAUAUGCCAAAUAUGGGCUCUUCCACAUUCUCAUUUCUCACACACUGCUGUAUGUCGAGCAGUUUAAGUGCAGGAAAAUAUGCCAGACAUACAAUGAUGUACUAUCAAACUGACCACUAGAGGGAGCAAAAUGCAUGUUAAAAAAAGAAGCAGCAGCAAUAGAGACUCACAGGGGAGGAAAAUGAGAGAAUGCGGAAGUGCGCUGAAACAUGAGAAUUAUCCAAAGCACUUAAAGAAAGGUGAAGUUCACAGUGUAAACGGAUUGUACGCGUGUUCACUGUCUCUUGUGAACAGGGCUUCUUCCUAUUGAUUUCUUCAGUACACUCCAAGUCACACUGUUUGUUGCAGAAUACUCUUCACCCCACAUUCCAGGGGCUUGCUCUGACUGUGGGGCUUGCUCUGACUGUGCACUGUCUCUCCCGGGCCUUCCCUAGCUUCUUUCCGAGUUGUAGGGCUGAACCCUGGAAUAAGAAACAGGUUCUGGAAUUAAGACUUGGUGGGUCCUGCCUCUGAUGUAGCCCUGCUUGCUGUGCUACUGGAACAGAGUCCCUUCCGUGGAAGGAAAGGGAGCCCUAGAUGCAGCCCAGCCCUCGGGGUCUUUAGCUGCAGGCCUCUCCCUCAUCCUACACUCCUCCUUAGCUUGGGGAGGGUUCCAGUGUUCACAUGCUGGCACUCUUAGCUUCUCUGUUCAAGGUGUUUCCAUAAGAAUAAUAAAGA
Molecule: messenger RNA, 2461 nt
Organism: Gekko japonicus
Lineage: Eukaryota; Metazoa; Chordata; Lepidosauria; Squamata; Gekkonidae
Gene: TMEM98
Product: transmembrane protein 98
Exons: 8
Coding region: 233-913 (226 amino acids)
Cellular component (GO): endoplasmic reticulum
Source: RefSeq, a predicted model, not a curated record